Messenger RNA from Trichoplax adhaerens, 1734 nucleotides. RefSeq lists its product as uncharacterized. The record is from RefSeq and is a predicted model, not a curated record. NCBI's taxonomy places the organism in Eukaryota, Metazoa, Placozoa, Uniplacotomia, Trichoplacea, Trichoplacidae. The transcript has 19 exons. Gene Ontology annotation, molecular function: identical protein binding; CTP synthase activity. Gene Ontology annotation, biological process: CTP biosynthetic process; pyrimidine nucleobase biosynthetic process. The coding region runs from base 1 to 1734 and encodes 577 amino acids. Gene Ontology annotation, cellular component: cytoplasm; cytoophidium.
AUGAAGUAUAUUUUAGUCUCUGGUGGAGUUAUUAGUGGUGUAGGGAAAGGGAUUAUUACCAGCAGUAUUGGUUUAUUGCUGAAAUAUUGUGGACUAGAAGUCACUGCGAUCAAGAUUGAUCCAUAUCUGAAUAUCGAUGCUGGCACCUUUUCCCCUUAUGAGCACGGUGAAGUUUUUGUCUUAAAUGAUGGUGGCGAAGUCGAUCUGGAUUUAGGCAAUUAUGAACGUUUUCUCGAUGUUCAAUUACAUCGUGAUAAUAACAUUACAACAGGUAAAAUUUAUAAGCAAGUCAUUGAACGUGAACGGCGUGGCGAUUACCUUGGUAAAACUGUCCAAGUUGUGCCUCAUAUUACUGAUGCAAUUCAACAAUGGAUUGAACGAAUUGCUCUUAAUCCAGUCUCCGAAGCACAGAAAACACCAGAUAUUUGCAUUAUUGAGUUGGGUGGUACCAUUGGCGAUAUCGAAGGAAUGCCAUUCGUGGAAUCUUUUAGGCAGUUUCAAUUUAAAGUCGGAUUGCAGAAUUUUUGUAAUAUACAUGUUACUCUAGUGCCUCAGCCUAAUUCAACUGGUGAACAAAAGACAAAACCUACACAAAAUAGUAUACGGCAACUUCGUGGCCUAGGUUUAUCUCCAGACAUAGUUAUGUGUCGAAGCCAACAGCCUCUCGCUGAAUCAGUUAAGAAUAAAAUAUCGAAUUUCUGUCAUGUUCCACCUGAACAGGUCAUAUGCGUUCAUGAUUGUUCAUCUAUUUAUCACGUCCCUGCGCUGAUUGCUGAUCAGAACCUAGUGGGUUAUUUAUGUAAUCGAUUGCAACUACCAAUCUCUGUAAAUAUGGAUGACGUAUUGCUAGAUUGGAGAAACUUAGCUCUAAGUUAUGACAGAUUUGAUGAUCAAGUCACUAUAGCCCUAGUUGGAAAGUAUACUAUGUUGAAGGAUUCAUAUAUUUCAGUAUUUAAAGCCUUGAAACAUGCUGCUUUUGCUUGCGGCAGGCAAGCCAAUAUAUUUUGUGUUGAAGCUGACCAUUUAGAACCCGAAAUGAAGAUAGAAGAUCCUGUGAAAUAUCACAAAGCGUGGGAACAGCUAUGCCAGUGCAGUGGAGUAUUAGUGCCUGGUGGGUUUGGUAAAAGAGGAAUAGAAGGUAAGAUCCUAGCAGCAGAAUGGGCUAGAGUCAACCGCAAACCUUAUCUUGGCGUAUGUUUGGGAUUGCAAGUAGCUGUUAUCGAAUUUUCAAGAAAUGUUAUUGGCUGGAAAGAUGCACAUUCAACCGAAUUUGAACCCGCUACUACAAAUCCUGUUAUUAUUGACAUGCCAGAACAUAACCCGGGUGACCUAGGAGGAACAAUGAGGCUGGGAUCGAGAACAACUAUCUUCAAGACAGAUUGCGAAACUAGCAUAUUGAGAAAAUUGUAUGAUGAUAAGGAAAAAGUGUCCGAAAGGCAUCGUCAUAGAUACGAGGUCAAUCCUACUGUCGUUUCUCAGCUUGAAGAGAAAGGCAUGAUAUUUGUUGGACACGAUGAAGAAAAGCAAAGAAUGGAAAUUAUGGAAUUACGAGAUCACCCUUAUUUCGUUGGGGCUCAAUUUCAUCCAGAAUACCUUACUAGACCGUUGAAGCCAUCACCACCAUAUUUUGGACUUGUUUUAGCUGCUUGCGGAAGUACACCAAACAAAAUCUUAUCAAGUCAUGCUCGUGUAUGGAAGAAUCGAGGAUGGAGAAUGAGUCAGACCGCGGCGUAG